AUGAAGAAAAACAGAAGUCCAUAGUCUAGAUCUCAAGCUACAUUUACUCAUAAAUCCUCAAUCAAAUCUUCUCAAAUAUAGCCAGUCGCCUCCUAGAGCACUCACUAACUUUAUUCUAGUAUCCUUGAAAACAUUUAAAGCAUGCAGGCUCACCAAUAAAAAAUCACUAAACAACCUUAAAUAGGCCCAUAACUUUAAAAAUCAAGGACUAUAGGUCUCAGUGGUGGAAUUGCUUAAUUUAAGACUGCGGAAAAUCCAAAAAAGAAACAAAUUUUGAAACAGAAAGAACCAUUUUCCCCAAAGAGUAUAUUCUCAUUGAAUCAAGAUAAUACGAGAAUGCAGUAAUCAUAGUCUCAAAUUAAUGGAUAAAAGUAUAAUUAAAUUAGCGUUGGUUCUAUAUCAUAGAAGCAAAGCAGUAUUGGUUCCAUAAAUUAUUAGAAUUCAGUAUCAAAAUACAACUUAGAAAAUAUUGAGUAAGCCAAUUCUACUAGGGACAAGUCUUAACAGCAGGCAUCAAAGAUUGUGACCUAAAAAAGAAAAUCAGCCAUGCUUAAAUAUUCUAAAGCAAGAGAUGAUAUUUAAGAAGGAGAUGAAUUUAGCAUAGUUGAGGAGCGCCAGCAAAAUGAGUCAGUAAUAAAAUGCAGAAAUCUUCCAACACUUACUCAUCUUAAACUUUGUAUGUAAUUUAGUUAAAGUAAUUCUUUAGAUAUAAGUCCAAAGCCUGAUCUUAGAGGUUCAAUAGCAAAUCGUCAAAGCAAUUAAAACAGCAGAAGAUAAAGUAGCAUUAAAAAAGACUCAAUUAUGGAGUAUUCAUAUGCAAGGUUGAAUCAAAUAUAAAAAGUCGUUGUACAUCUUGGAACAAGAUAUUCAUAAAAUCCUUCAACAAGCGCCCUCUAGUAAUCCUCUUGUGAUGAAAGCAGUUGUUUCUUUGAUGAGUUAAAUAGAGAUGAAUCAGAACUUCAUAAUUGUCUUUCAAAAAAUGAAUUAGCAAAAUAAGAUUUGAAACUUAAUGAUUUCAUAACCAAAGUUCCUAAUUAAGACAGCUCUAAAUACAAAUAGACAACUAACUUGACCGAGGAAGUUAAUAAUGAUACUAGUGCAGAGGAAAAUACUCAAUUUCAUGCUAAAGGGGCUGAUCUUCAUAGGUCUCAUUUGGUUCAUACAUUACAAUCGCUUUAGUAUAUAAAAUAACUUAAGAGUCCAAAUAGACUUGAUAUCGAACAAAAAGGAGUGUAUUUCCCUUAAUUUAGACAUAGUACUAUAAAAAAGACAGUCAUAUUUGAUCUUGAUGAAACUCUUGUUCAUUGUGUAGAUGACCCAUAAUCAUAAAAACCAGAUAUCGUACUAGAAGUUAAAUUCCCAAAUGGAGAGAUUGCUGACGCUGGUAUUAAUGUGAGACCAUAUGCAUUGGACUGCUUAAUAGAAGCUAGAAAAUACUUUUAAGUAGUAGUUUUUACUGCUUCUCAUUAAUCUUAUGCAGAUGUUGUCUUAGAUUAUCUGGACCCAAAGAGAGAAUUAAUUGAGCAUCGACUUUAUAGAGAUUCUUGUAUAAAAACAGAAGAAGGUGUCUACAUUAAGGACCUAAGAAUAAUAAAGAAUCGAAACUUAAAAGAUGUAGUUAUUGUUGAUAAUGCAGUAUAUUCAUUCGGCUACUAGCUUGAGAACGGCAUCCCAAUCCUUCCAUUUUAUGAUGAUAAAUCUGAUGAGGAAAUGCUUCACCUAAUUUAUUACUUGAAAUGCAUAUCUUAAUUUGAUGAUAUCAGAGAGUAAAAUAAAAAAGCCUUUUAACUGAGAGACCUUGAAAAUUCUAAUAUCAAUGAGUUCCUUGAGAGCUUUUGCUCUAACUCAUAGCAAUAUUAGUCCUAAUAGCAGGAAGUAAAUCAUGAUUUAUCUCGAUAGGAAGAGAUAUAUAACUAAAGCUAGGAUUUUUACUCAUGUGAAUCCUUGCUCAAUGAAUAGCAGUUCAGCUAGAAUUAAUCUCUAGAAGCUAUUUAGAACUAAAAUGAGAAUAUUGAGAAUUAUUGA
Messenger RNA from Stylonychia lemnae, 2025 nucleotides. The record is from the annotation of a GenBank genome assembly. Lineage: Eukaryota; Ciliophora; Spirotrichea; Sporadotrichida; Oxytrichidae.